Molecule: messenger RNA, 1148 nt
Organism: Tachysurus vachellii
Lineage: Eukaryota; Metazoa; Chordata; Actinopteri; Siluriformes; Bagridae
Gene: txnl1
Product: thioredoxin-like 1
Exons: 8
Coding region: 120-989 (289 amino acids)
Source: RefSeq, a predicted model, not a curated record
GUCGGAUGACGUCAGGAGCACGCAGAAAUCAGUUGAUCAGCGGUUUUUUGUUGUACCUUUGACCGUAGCAUAUUUGUGUAUCCUGUGUUCGGUCAUUUAAAAACAUAUUUUACUGUAAAAUGGUCGGAGUGAAAGUAAUCGGGAGCGAUUCGGAGUUCCAGCCGGAGCUGACCGGUGCUGGCUCCAGACUGGCCGUCGUGAAGUUCACCAUGGCGGGGUGUCGCCCGUGUGUCAGAAUAUCUCCAGCUUUCAACAUGUUGAGCAACAAGUACCCACAUGUUGUUUUUCUUGAAGUGGAUGUCCAUGUCUGUCAGGGAACAGCGGCAGCCAACAACAUCUCUGCUACGCCGACAUUCCUGUUUUUUCGAAACAAAGUGCGUGUGGAUCUGUAUCAGGGAGCGGACGCCUCAGGCCUCGAGGACAAAAUCAAACAGCACGUGGAGAACGACCCGGGGAGUAACGAGGACUCGGACAUUCCUAAAGGAUACAUGGAUCUUAUGCCGUUUGUGAGUAAAGCCGGUUGCGAGUGUCUUAACGAGAGCGACGACUGCGGCUUUGACAACUGCUUAAUCAAAGACUCUUCUUACCUAGAGUCAGACUGCGAUGAGCAGCUCCUCAUCACAAUCGCCUUCAAUCAGCCUGUAAAGCUUUUCUCUUUGAAGCUGCAGGCGUCAGAUUUGGCUCAGGCACCAAAGUGUGUGAAGAUCUUCAUCAAUCUCCCUCGCUCCAUGGACUUUGAUGACGCCGAGAGGAGUGAGCCGACGCAGACUCUGGAGAUUUCGGAGGAAGACUACAAAGACGAAGGCCUCAUCUCUCUCAGAUACGUCAAAUUUCAGAACGUCAACAGCGUCACCCUGUUCAUUAAGUCAAACCAAGGGGGCGAGGAAACGACAAGAGUGAACUACCUGACGUUUAUAGGAACCCCAGUGCAGGCCACCAACAUGAACAACUUCAAACGGGUGGUAGGAAAGAAAGGAGAGAGCCAUUGAGGACGGAGACUGGACAAAUACAAGUGCGCUGGAACUGUUUCACAGCUCUUAUCAGAGAGUUAAAAAAAAUAAGGGUGAAGAAAGGAAGUCUCGAUCCGCACCUUUUUAUCUAUCACACACCCAAAACCUGUAAAUAAAGUAAAUCCUUUUUCAAAGGCA